AUGUCAACGUUUGAUGACACAAUACCUCGAGUUUUGUCGUUUUACGACCAAUGUCCUACCGCCGCAGAGAACAAAUAUCUUAUGGUUGGACUGAACUUGAUGUUUCUCUUGGCAAGUAAUCGUCUUUCCGAGUUUCAUAUGUUGUUGGAAUCGGUGCCUCAGAGUAUUCAGUCAACCAACCCUUACAUUUCCACACCUGUCCGUCUUGAACAGUCUUUAAUGGAAGGAGCGUACAAUAAGGGUUCAACACGAGCAAAAAGCGGAUAUUUUAGAAGUGACAUUGCCGUAUCAAUUGAGAAGUCAUUCAAGUUGUUAAGUACGCGCGAUGCGGCGAACAUGUUAUUAUUUGAGAAUGACGCACAAGUACAGGAAUUCGCUAAGCAGCGGAAAUGGGUAAAUGAGCACGGAUGCUUUGUAUUCGAAACCAGUGCCACUCACCACGAUAAGCCUACAUUAGAUACGGCUCGUAUUGCUAAGCAGACAAUCUUCUACGCAAAGCAACUGGAGAUGAUCGUCUAG
Angiostrongylus costaricensis is the source of this 519-nucleotide messenger RNA. Lineage: Eukaryota; Metazoa; Nematoda; Chromadorea; Rhabditida; Metastrongylidae. The record is from the annotation of a GenBank genome assembly.